Lonchura striata (white-rumped munia) is the source of this 699-nucleotide messenger RNA. NCBI's taxonomy places the organism in Eukaryota, Metazoa, Chordata, Aves, Passeriformes, Estrildidae. The record is from RefSeq and is a predicted model, not a curated record.
CGAGGCGCCCCAGCUCCUUCCCUGCCGCCCCAGGCCCGCGUGGAGCGCAUGGAGCAGUUCCAGAAGGAGAAGGAGGAGCUGGAUAAAGGCUGCCGCGAGUGCAAGCGCAAGCUGGCCGAGUGCCAGAGGAAGCUGAAGGAGCUGGAAGUCGCCGAGCCGGAGAGUGGGAAAGGGGAGCUGGAGAAGCUCCAGGCCGAGGCCCAGCAGCUGAGGAACGAGGAGAAAAGUUGGGAGAACAAGCUGGAGGAGCUGAGGAAGAAGGAGAAGAACAUGCCCUGGAACGUGGACACGCUCAGCAAGGAUGGCUUCAGCAAGAGUGUUUUCAACGUGAAAGCCAAGGAGAAGGAGGAGACGGAGGAGCAGAAGGAGAAGAAACACAAAACCUUCGUGGAGCGAUACGAGAAGCAGAUUAAACACUUUGGGAUGCUGAGGCGCUGGGACGACAGCCAGAAGUACCUGUCAGACAACCCUCACCUGGUGUGCGAGGAGACAGCCAACUACCUGGUCAUCUGGUGCAUCGACCUGGAGGUGGAGGAGAAACACGCGCUGAUGGAGCAGGUGGCCCACCAGACCAUCGUCAUGCAGUUCAUCCUGGAGCUGGCCAAGAGCCUCAAGGUGGAUCCCAGGGCUUGCUUCCGGCAGUUUUUCACCAAAAUUAAGGUAAAAAUCCCCCCUGGACUCCCCAAAAUCCCUCCCUGA